Molecule: messenger RNA, 1053 nt
Organism: Carya illinoinensis
Lineage: Eukaryota; Viridiplantae; Streptophyta; Magnoliopsida; Fagales; Juglandaceae
Product: protein FAR-RED IMPAIRED RESPONSE 1-like
Exons: 3
Coding region: 1-1053 (350 amino acids)
Molecular function (GO): zinc ion binding
Source: RefSeq, a predicted model, not a curated record
AUGAAUGCAUUUUUUGAUGACUACGUUCACUCUCGGACCACAUUGAAACAAUUUGUGGAUCAGUAUGAUUCGGCCCUUAGGAGGAAGGCAGAGAAUGAAGCAAUUGCUGACUUUAAUUCAUUUAACACUGAGAUUCCUUGCAUAUCUCACUAUCCUAUCAAGAAGCAAUUUCAAAAAAUAUAUACAAUUGCCAAGUUCAAGGAAGUCCAAGAAGAAUUUCGAGGGUUUUUAUAUUUGACUACCUCGUAUUUAGGUGGUGAUGGGGCAAACUUUACGUACGUAGUCGGGGAUGAGAUUAAAGUGAGUGAUGGAUUUAUUAAAUGCGUAAACUAUUUUGUUAGCGUAUGUGGAGAAGAUUCCCUUGAUAUUACAUGCAGUUGCAAAUUGUUUGAGUUUAGGGAAAUAUUAUGUCGACAUACUCUUCGAAUCCUGGCACAGUUAGACAAGAGUGAAGUUCCACCAAAAUACAUUUUGGAUCGGUGGAGGAAGGAUAUAAAGAGACAAUAUGUCAAUGUAAAAAGUAGUUAUGAGGCGACAAGCAACCCUGAGAAACAAAGGUUCAAUCGGAUCCAAAAUUGCUUCUAUAAACUGUGUUCAAAUGCUGCAAAGACCGAGAGAAGCUGUGUGAAAUUGAUUGGUCAGCUAGAACAGUUGAAGUCGGAGUACCCCGAUGACGAUUCACAUGAAGGUACUUCCACAGCUGGUCUUGUUACUCCCAUUGAUGGCACAACCAGCAAAGUUCUUAGUCCAUUAGUUGUUCGGAGUAAAGGGAGAUCCACAACUAAGAGAAGAACACAUCCCGUUGAGAAGGCUCUCAAGAAAUCGAGUACUAGAAGAAGACUGUCCACAACUGAGAAAAGUAGUUACUUAUCAAGGGAAGAUAGACGAAAUUACAGUAUGAGCGGCACACAGCAUGAGGUUCCACAAACUCAGCAAACGGUGCUGAUCAACGUGUCCAUGGAUGGCCACAGCUGGCUUCGCUGUUGUAUGCUGGAUGGACGGAAAGUCCGGACCAAAGCCUUGAAGAUUGCAGUUGGCGUUUCAGGUACCUAA